Molecule: messenger RNA, 457 nt
Organism: Arabidopsis arenosa
Lineage: Eukaryota; Viridiplantae; Streptophyta; Magnoliopsida; Brassicales; Brassicaceae
Source: the annotation of a GenBank genome assembly
GUUUUUGAGUUUGACAUCCGCGGAACGUGGACUACUAGACGGUUGAGCUCAAGGUCAGAAUGUGUUGCACCGGUUGCGUCAAGAUCGUUAGGAACGCAAUCUCCAAACUCCGAGGAGUUGAUUCAGUGGAGGUGGAUAGAGAGUUGGGAAGAGUGAGAGUGGUGGGUUACGUUGACAGAAACAAAGUGCUCAAAACCGUGAGACGAGCCGGGAAGAGAGCUGAGUUUUGGCCAUACCCUGAGCCUCCACUUUACUUCACAUCUACUCAAAACUAUUUCGUAGAUCCUUCUAAAGAGUUUAAAGAGAGCUAUAACUAUUAUAGGCAUGGCUACAAUGGUACGGAACAACAUGGUAAUAUCCCCAUAGGUUCUCGUGGAGACGAUAGGGUUAGUAAUAUGUUCAAUGACGAUAACGUUAAUGCAUGCCGUCUCAUGUAAAAUACAUGCAUAACGACUUG